AUGGCUCUUGUAGCAAGAGAAUGUCCAUUUUCAAUUUUAACACAGCAGGGUGGAGUUAUAGAGCAGUUACGUACGUAUUGGCAAGAACUGAAGAUUAUUCAUGGGAAAACUCGUCACAGCCAGUCGCAGUGUUCGAUUGAGAGGGCCAACCAAGAAAUAGGAAAUAUGUUGGCUUCAUGGAUGAAAGAUAAUAAAACUACAAAGCAGUCCUAUGGUCUUCGUUUUGUCGAAUUCAUGAAAAGCAGAGCUCUACAUUCAGGAAUAAAACAAUCACCAUACAAAGCUAUGUUUGGGAUUGAACCAAGGGUUGGAAUGACAACCUCAACUUUGCCAUCAGAUAUAAAAACCAUCGAAGACGAGGAUGAGCUUCAAAAAAUUUUCGAGGAUAUGAAUGCACAAGAACAAGAAACUGAGCAAGCAUAA
Molecule: messenger RNA, 423 nt
Organism: Argiope bruennichi
Lineage: Eukaryota; Metazoa; Arthropoda; Arachnida; Araneae; Araneidae
Product: KRAB-A domain-containing protein 2-like
Exons: 2
Coding region: 1-423 (140 amino acids)
Molecular function (GO): nucleic acid binding
Source: RefSeq, a predicted model, not a curated record